Messenger RNA from Psylliodes chrysocephalus, 4438 nucleotides. NCBI's taxonomy places the organism in Eukaryota, Metazoa, Arthropoda, Insecta, Coleoptera, Chrysomelidae. The record is from the annotation of a GenBank genome assembly.
UGACAUCUCUGACUCUGACACUGUCAGCGAGCUGCGAGUUGUCAAAUAAAAAACAAGUUGUAGUUUAAUUUGAUAUGUACAUGAAUUUACAAUCAUUUAAUAAAGCGAACGACUGUGACAUCAACAUUCGAAAAUGAAUAAUGAACUUAAUUAAAAUGCAAAUUUCGGGAUUAACUAUUUAUUUGUUCUAACACUUUUUUAGAUCAAAAUCGCGUUGUGACUCGAACGAACUGCAAAUGUGUAUAACUGGUUGUUUCUUAAAUUUCGUGUAAAAAUAAUCGAAUUUGAGGGUUACCAACAGAACCGCUACCAUUACAAUGGCGACCGUGGAGAACACCAAAAAGAGCCCCCAACUGCACAAAAUCAAGCUGAAGGUGGUGAACAGCGGCACAGUGGCUGCGAGCGACUCAGACGCUAGCGUUGAGACAAACAGUCUGAGUGCUGAGAGCGCCACGGAGCAGAAUCAGGCGGAGCAGAAUCAGGCGCAGCAGAAUGAGAAAAAAAAGAAGAAGAUCAGGAGAGGAUCGGAAUGGGAGAUCAUGGAGGGGCUGAAAGACGGACAGAGGUUCGAGAAUAAGCCGAACACCUUCACCGGAUAUCUGCACAAAAAGAGGAAGUGGCCUCUUAAAGGCUGGCAUAAGAGAUACUUCAUGAUAGACAAGGGCAUCCUAGUCUACGGCAAAGGCCCCAACGAUAUUACCAAAGGCAAAAUCCACGGAACUCUAGACAUUGGCCUCUCAGUCAUUUCCACGAAGCAGAAACGGAGGCGAAUAGACAUCGACGCCGAGGAAUUCAUCUACCAUCUGAAGACGAAAAGCGAUGAAACGUUCACCAGUUGGGUGCAGCAAUUGACGGCGCACAGGCUCUACAGGCAGCACGUUUUGACCUACGGCACUAACAUCGGGGCCUUAUUCAAGCCCGUCGACGGAAUUAAUACCAUUCCCAGGACUCCGGAGAUUAUGAGCCGCGACGGCAGCUUAACAAGAGGCCUAAAACCACCCAAUGGCGGCAGCAGGCUUAGCACUUGGAUACAGGAAUCUGUAAACAGUAUUGAGCAGCAUCAACGCGAUGCCAGCGUUAUCGAACAAAACAUCUCCAAGCUAAGUAGGCUGCUUCAGCAGAUCGAGAGCAGUAAUCCGAUUGUUAUCGAGAAUACUGCCGAGGCGGUUUCUCCGAACGUAAAAAAGGAUAGAAGAAAGUUCGGGCUGAAAAAGAAGAAAUCUUCAUCAUCCAAAGGAGGCAGCGUAGAUUUAACUAUUCAGUUAAAUAAUGCAAAGGCGAUUACUGAUACCGACAAUACAUCACCGUUAUCGGCUAACUCAUUUUCUGGUUUGUCGACUUCAGCCCCAGCUAAUUCUAUCCUCACAACGUUGCCUAUUCCAUCUAAUACCACUGUAACGGCUCCCACUCCGGAUAGUUUGAGCAACGUUGAUGUGAUUUCGCUCUCGGCUGAAAACCAAAUGAGGGAGGAUUUUAUUACGCUAGCGAAACAAGUGAUAGGUAGCUUGAAAUCAUUGGUGUUCGGCAUCAGCACUGAACGCGAACGUUUAAAAUCGGCCUUAGAAUCGGAAUUGCAAGUUCCUUCUACCGUUUCGAAUCAAAACAUAGUAACGCUGAAGAACAGUCUGAAUCAGGUGUUACAGCAGAAUAUGGACCUUAAAACUAGGCUAGUCAAAAUACACGAGGCGUCUGAUUUGGCGGACCUCUCUUGCGUAGAAAAUCUCACCGAAAACCAACAAAAUCACCGUGCCUACGCAGCUUCGCUGAGCUACAGUUCAUCGUGCGUCAGCGCAACUGAGUUUUUUGAUGCCGAAGAGCUUGUUCCGGAUCAGAAAUCCACCAAAUAUGGGCUCGGAGAAGAGGAAUCAGAGGUGCGAACUAGAUCGGAGAGCAGCUCCGAAGGUGGUUCACUUACCAGCGAGGGAGAGGGCAGUAUCAGUUCGGAGGAGUCGGAAUUGGGGGUGUUGGAGUUGGAUACGGAGAAUUGCAGCGACGUGAGGGAGUCCCAAGGCUUGACGGGUCGCAGGACGUUCCUCCCGGUGCCCCGACCCGUCACAGAAGGCCUAUCCCUUUGGAAUCUCCUUAGCCGUAAUAUUGGAAAAGAUUUGUCCCAAAUCAGCAUGCCUGUGACCUUAAACGAGCCUCUUAAUGUUUUGCAAAGGCUGUGCGAGGAAUUGGAAUACUCUGAGUUGUUGGAUAGAGCAGCUGGGAUAGACGAUCCUUAUGAAAGAAUGGUGGAAGUGGCUGCUUUCGCUGUAUCUAGUUAUGCCAGUACGUUGAGUCGAGCUGGCAACAAGCCGUUUAAUCCACUGUUGGGCGAGACUUACGAAUGCAUUAGAGAAGACAAAGGUUUCCGCUUCAUCUCCGAGCAGGUGUCCCAUCAUCCGCCAGUAGGCGCUUGCUACGCGGAGAGCCCCCAUUUCACAUUUUGGCAGGACGCCAGGGUCAAAACGAAAUUUUGGGGAAAAAGCAUGGAAUUCCAACCCUUGGGCAGCGUUAAUCUUCUCCUACCGAAAACCGGCGACUUGUAUACGUGGAACAAAGUGACGACGUGCGUGCAUAACUUGUUCAGCGGUCAGCGAUGGGUGGAUCAGUACGGAGAGCUCAGAAUUACGAACGGCAGGAUCACCUGCAAGCUCACUUUUGCGAAAGCCAGUAACUGGUCGUCUAAGAGACACGAGGUCGUCGGUGCCGUGUACGACGAAUCAGGCCAAGCCGUCCGAAAGCUGUUCGGCAAGUGGUCGGAAUCGUUGUAUUGCGGCGUAGCUCCGUCCGCGAGAUGCAUUUGGCGAGCCGGUACAUUGCCGCCCAAUCACGAACUGUUCUACGGCUUUACGCGAUUCGCCAUUGAAUUGAACGAAUUGGGACCUGAUUCGCAUCUGUUGCCGCCCACCGAUACGCGUUUCAGGCCCGAUCAGAGGGCGUUGGAGGAGGGUGAUCUCAGCACUGCGGAGACGUUGAAGUCGCAGCUGGAGAGUAUGCAAAGAGAUAGGAGGAAACGUAGAGAAGAAUUGAACAUUACCUACGAGCCCAGAUGGUUCUCUUGUUCCCAGGACGACACGUGGCAAUUCAAUGGAAAAUAUUGGGACACCCGAAAGAAUCCCGGAUUCUCAAACUUGCAAUUCGAAUCGCUUUGGUGACCUGAGGUGUACUUGUUUAGGUGACACUUAAGCGGAUUCACAAUUAUGACUCGUAACGGUGAUUGGUAAAUUUAAUUCCCCCCUUGUACCAGGUACUACUAGGGUUAAGCGUUUUUUUUCCCCCAAUUUUUAGGUUAUCUGAUUAAUAUUUUUUUGUUAAGUUUUUGGAUGAAUAUAAUGUUUUAAAUGUUAUUAAUAUAUUAUACAUAUAUAUUUUGUAAUUAUCUAUUAAUUUGAAGGUGUUAAAAACAUAUCAAUAUUUGAUAAUAACGGUUAUCAAAGAUAUUUUUUUUACGUCCUUGGCAGCCUAUAUAUCGGACUAUAAAACCUCUAAAAUGAAUAGUUUUAAAUAAUGUGGCAUAUUUUUCUUUGUCUUCCCAACCAAUGCAUUAAAAUUUGAACGUUGCGAAGACUAUCAAGAAAAAGAAUGUAAAAUAGAAUUUUCUAUCAUAGAGUCAGUCAGAUAGUAUAGAAAACAUGUUUUUAAUUAUAUUUUAUCAACAUUUACUGUGUUGCGGGAGAUUAAAUAUAGUUUUACGCUUUAUUGCUUAUGAGGAAAAAAUGUAUUUUAACGCCUUCAAAGUUUGAAAUGAAACCCAGUUUUUUUCUCUAGCGGAAAUAAUGUAAAAAUUUGAAUAUAAGUUUCUUUUUACAGGAUGUUCCAAAUUAGUCGCUGAUAUGUCAAACGUGGUUCCUAUUUUACAAAUUUAGCGUGUGUAUAGUAUUUAGAAUAAUCUGAAAUAUGGUUAAUUUUUGCGAGAAUUUUCUUUUAAAAAUUAUGAGGACUUUUUGGAACACACUAUAUCGCUAUAAAGGAUAAAGCAAUUGCAACCAAUUGAGAUUUUUCAAUGAAAUUCCGGUUCAUAUUUUCAAUUUAAAAAAGUAUUUAGAAUGGCACUGUAUAAAAAUCAAUUUUAAGUCACGUUUUUACAAUAUUUUAUGUUUUAUAUUUAUUAGUUUUUUUUUAAGCAAUAAAUAUUGAAAGGAUGAAAGGAAUGUAUAAAUAAAUCUUGUAAACAUUGUAUCUAGCUUUAGAUAAUUAGAUACUGGGGCCGAACUUUUAACAUUUUCUACUUCAAAUAUUUUUUACAAUUAUAUCGUAAACAAAUGUUUUUUUAUACAUGGUGUCCUAUUAAUGCGUAAUUGCUCGAUAUUUCAAUUUGUGUUAUAGACACGCAAACAAGUUUCAAAUAAAAGUUACAUGCAUUUGAAAAAGACAUAUUUUAAAAAUAUUGUUGAAUAUACAGGGUGUUAUGUUUUUGCCUGGCAAAUAAAAAUGUAUAUUUUUUAAAUAGAAC